This is a messenger RNA of Symbiodinium necroappetens, 1041 nucleotides long. The record is from the annotation of a GenBank genome assembly. NCBI's taxonomy places the organism in Eukaryota, Dinophyceae, Suessiales, Symbiodiniaceae.
AUGCGAAUGCCUCGUCACGAUCCCCCGCUCUGCUCCUGGAGAUCCCCGGUCCAAGAAGACCUGGACCGGCUUGUCGCUCGGGGAGGCGCAGCGCACGCAGCGCACCUCGGACGCGCGCGGCGUAGAAAAGCAACGAGUCCAGCUGCAAGUUGGAGGGUUCGUGACGGUGGUGCUCAAAGCUGCCAAGCUGCGCGAGGAGGCCCAGACCAUCCACGAAGGCAAGGACCUGCCCGAAGUCCGCAAAAAACGCGACCCGUGGACCAGGCCGAGAACGAGGUGGAGAUGCUCGCUUUCUUGCUGGAAGAGGCGGACUCUUCUGAAGCCGAAGUUCUCCUUGAGAUGGAGGCACAGCUGCAAGAGCCCAAAGCACCCCUGGUGGCCGCACACCUCCGUGCUCAGAUCGCAGAGCUUCAGGGCAGGCAGCGGUCUCUUAGCCCACCGGAUCGUGAGGGUCAUGGCGAUGGAGAUGAGUCCUCAAGAGACUGGGCGCCAAUGCUCGCGUUCCUGCUUGGUCCCAGCGCCACCUUCAGGUACGUGUCUGGUGGUCCCCUCAACCAGCGGAGAUCUCUGCGACGACGUUCACUCCAACUUCUCUGCUGGUUCGCAUCAUGGAAGGUCUGGCUUGAAAAGCGCCUUGCGGCCUAUGCCGCGUACUUCUGGUACUGGGAGCUCCACAGCCUCGAGCCUCCUGAAAAUCGGAGUGCUCGAAGGAAGCAUCUGAUGCAGCAGGCCAUGGCAGAGCAGGCAGCGGAAGAGAAGCAAGCUCAGAAAGCGGGAGCUGAACCAAAGGAGAGCGCCGAAGUUGCAAGCUCUGCAAAGCAGCCAGAGAAGGAGCAGAGAACCGCGACGCCCGAAGCCCCGAAGCCGGAGGAGACACCGGAGGACACCAAGGAGCCCGAGGAGUCCAAGGACUCAUCGGAGCCCAGAGAGGAGGCCGAGUUGACUCCUCUGCAGCAGGAGCACCUGAAGAACUUAGCCAAGCUUCUCGAGGAGAUGCAGGCAUUGCAGGGCAUGACUCCAGAUCCUGCUGCAGAGGGAUGA